This is a messenger RNA of Mobula hypostoma (lesser devil ray), 852 nucleotides long. RefSeq names its product acidic phospholipase A2-like. The transcript has a single exon. The record is from RefSeq and is a predicted model, not a curated record. Lineage: Eukaryota; Metazoa; Chordata; Chondrichthyes; Myliobatiformes; Myliobatidae. Gene Ontology annotation, molecular function: signaling receptor binding; phospholipid binding; calcium ion binding. The coding region runs from base 108 to 533 and encodes 141 amino acids. Gene Ontology annotation, biological process: positive regulation of fibroblast proliferation; arachidonate secretion; fatty acid biosynthetic process.
AGGGGCUCUCAGCAUGGGUUUUGUGUGCGAUCUGGCUGUGCCAUUGCCCCAGUGCUGAGCCAGGUCAGUCUUUAGUCCGGGACCGGGCGCGACGAGGGCUCAUAGACAUGGCAGUGACCUUGUGGUGUUACCGCUCCAAGCUCAGAAUCUCCCUCCUCAAGCUCCACAAUUAUGGCUGCUACUGUGGAACUGGGGGCUCCAGCAGGCCUGUGGACCAGGUGGACCACUGCUGCUUCCUGCAUGACUGCUGCUACUACCAUACCAGGGUGACCCUUGGCUGCCACAGCCACGUCAAGUGGGGUCUGUACAACUACACAUGUCAGAAAGCACAGACAGAGUGCAAGGGGCAGACUGUGUGCAACAGGAUGUCAUGCGAGUGUGACCGGGCUUUUGCAGAGUGUUUGUCGCGGGCGAAGCCAAAUGAUCUGCACUACUUCUACAAGGCCAGGUUCUGCAAGGAGAACAAAUCUGUUUGCCCGGACAUCUUUCCCAACUCCUCAACUAUCGUGGACUGGAUUAAACAAGGCAUCUAAGUCUAAGGCAACUCCAGCUCCUGGAUGCAUUGCUUGUUCAAACCAGCCUGUUGCAUCAGGUCCACAAUGAAGUGACUGUUUCAGUGGUCGCAGAGGUGACACAGGGAAGAGCACUCAGUAAGGUGACCGAGCGUGCAGACACUGACAGUGCCUACAAGGCAUCAUUUUAUACAAGAUACAGAUUUUAGUAGCCAUGGAACACUGUAUUACUGCACAAUUUUCAGCUUCUGUAAUUUGUAUUAACAUACAGUGUAUCAGUCUCAAAGUUGGUGCUGAGAUGAAGCAAUAGUUGGUAUUAGAAUGCAUUAAAUACAUCAUG